Messenger RNA from Symbiodinium necroappetens, 930 nucleotides. NCBI's taxonomy places the organism in Eukaryota, Dinophyceae, Suessiales, Symbiodiniaceae. The record is from the annotation of a GenBank genome assembly.
AUGCAUCAGGAACCCGACCGACUGAAGGCGCUGGCCGAACAGGAUCCCAGCUACCUGCGGCGAGGCCGACUAGCCCAGGAGCUGCUGAGGGAUGCAGAGCGGGUGUAUGAUCCGCAGCAAGAAAGAUCAUGGGAGAAGAAAUACAAGUUCUUCAGCGAAGCCAAGAUGAAGGCAACAUACCGCACGUUUGCACGAGCCAGACAUGAUCCGUUCAACAAAGAUCCGGCGUGGGGGAAAUCGGUUUUGUCGCGUUUCGCGACAUAUUGCGGCGACAGAAAUGUGAAACUGGAGGACAUUUUCCAUCAUGUUGAUGCAGACGGCGAUUAUUCGCUGAGCAGACCUGAGGUCAAGCAUGCUUUGUGCAGGGUGCUGCCCUCCCUUUCAGAGCAGGAGGUCGUGGCCAUAUUUGAUGCAAUCGACGAGGAUCACAGUGGUGCCGUCAGCGUGCAAGAGUUUCGAACAGCCUUGGAGUGGGGCAGGAAUGCUAAAUUCAACAAAGAGUGUACUGAACGGCACAGGAAUCCGACACAUCGGAUUAAGCGUUUCCCACCGGCGAGAGUCGAUGGAUGGGAGCACCUCAGGGAUGCCGACAGUGUGCAGGGAACCAGGUAUGAGAGGGUUGGCCAAGCGGGCAGCUUGCUGGAGAUGUGUGACAAGGAAACAUCCGAAUGCCUGGGGAGAUUGGCCAAGACGCUGGUCCACACACCACGUGCUCUUCAACACCGAGCCCAGACUCCGAAGUACCUGUACUUCGGGGGCGGUGCUGACAGCGCUCGAUUCCAGAAGCACUCCAGGUUUGGUCACCUUGCGGUGGAUGCUGACGGCAUUUCUGAGGACGUGCCAGAUCCGGGAGGCUUUGAUUUGCGUCCUGGUUUUCUAUGUGGAGCUCGGUCAGCGCGACAGGCAACGAGGCCACACACCCGCGGUUGA